AUGAGCGGUAGUGGGACUGGAGGUGGUGGCAGUAGUGGUGGAGGUUCUGGUCGUGCACACUUUCGUAGUCAGUUAGGAUGUUGUAUAUGUGGAACAAAGUCAUCAUCCUCUCGUUUUACCUCUAGUCAACGAUAUGCUGAGCAUUUUGGUGCAUGUUUUGGUCCACAGGGGACUACACGUUCAGGAGAUUUAUGCAAUGCAUGCGUUCUUUGUGUUAAACGUUGGCUUCAACGGGGUAGACAACCGAACUUCUUUGUACAGGUUCUUGACAGUAAGAAAGGUCCUGGACCGAAACAUAUGAAAGAGAUUACUAAACGAGCUCGUCGUCGGGAAGCCAAACAACAAGCGGCUGCUGCUAUCGCUUCAUCUGUAAGUAAAGAACAGAAAUCCGUAAAAUCUGCUUCGAUUACUACCACUACCCAUACUCCUACUACACGUUCGUCUUGUGGAAACGGUCAUCAUUGUUUGAAUAGCAGUUCCGGCUCAUGUGGCAAUCUUCAUUACACACAAACAAAUCCGAAACCGGAGCAUUAUUCGCAUACAUCACCUAGUUGUAUUCGCGUUCAGUCGAAUAUGUUUUCCCAGCAAUCUUAUAUGGGAGGUACGACACGAUCAAGUGCACAACACUCUCAGGCAUUAUCAAAUGGAUUAAGGUGUUCUUCGCAUAACAAUAGCAACAAUAAUCGUAAUAGUAAUUCCCACUGUUAUAAUCGAUCAUUAAAUCAUAAUAAUAAUAAAAAUGACACUUUAGAACACAUAUGCUGUUCUUGUACAAUUUUGGAUCAGAAAGAAUAUUUAUCGACAUUAUCUCAUCCACAAGGUGCUACACGAACUCGUGCAGCUGCUGCUAGGCAAUUAGAAGCAGCCAGUGCUGCUGCCGCUUUUGCUCGAAAUACUACCGGUGUCCUAUCUACUUCAUUACCAUCGUGUAAUAGUCAUCAUCGUCAUAGUAGUAGUAACUUAGUGCUUCAUUCAGAAAACAUAAAAAUGACUACAUCAUCAGAUUCCAGUGAAAGUGAUCCUAAUAAUAGUUAUGAUAUUAACCAACAAAAAUGUUGUUCCGAAACUGCAACAUCGGCUUCAAGUUGUUCUAGUUGUUGCGCCUGUGGUGGGGGUAGCCUAAGUUGCUGCAGUGGGAGCACAAGCGGGUUCGGGUCGAAUUCUUCAGACCUGUCACUUACGAGUAGUGUUAAUUAUCCCGGAAUGAAAUCUAAUACACACCACAAUAAAAAACAACACAAUUAUUCAAACUGUACAUGUCAUGAUAAUAAAACUGUUGAAAUAAGUAAUUUUUCAAUAGAUUACAAUUGUUCCACUCAACGAUCCUACUGUCAUCACCAAUCUCGACGUGCUAAUGAAUUUAGAUAUCCUCAAUUACCACAAACUGGCCAAAUCAAUAUAAAUAGUAAUGGCACAUGCGGUAACAAUAAUAGUAACGAAGAUGAAAAGGGUGCAUCUAUAUUUAUAAAUGGUAAUGCUGGAAAUUUUCAGAACUCUAAUGAUACUCAACAAACAUCUUAUGUUGCAUCGGGACAAAAUAAUUCGAUUGCAAAUACCAAUGUAACCACAACAUCAUUAACAACAACAACAACAACUAUUCCUACCCGACGUUAUAACCGUAGAGUUGUCCUACCUCCAGUAAGAAUGACCCAUAACCCCGAAGUGGAUUCUUUAUUACGUGAAAUCAUGGAAAGAAAUAGUCAGGCUGUAAAUUUCGAUUCUCGUGAAAUGCAUAUGGCUGUUCAACAAGAAUUACGACUUCGUAAUCGUACCAUUCAUACUGCUGCUUCAGUUUCUGGUGGGUCCAUUUCUUCAAUUAGUUCGGCUGACGGCUCUAUAGAAGCCAAUGCCGGGUCCAGUAGUCAAACAUCAACUAAUGGCGUGAAAUGCAACCAUCAUCAUAGUUCUCCGAAUCAUGAACAUUUGGCUAAACGUCAUUGUUCACAUCAUUGUUAUUUCAGUUGCGAAUAA
Messenger RNA from Schistosoma guineensis, 1971 nucleotides. The record is from the annotation of a GenBank genome assembly. NCBI's taxonomy places the organism in Eukaryota, Metazoa, Platyhelminthes, Trematoda, Strigeidida, Schistosomatidae.